This is a messenger RNA of Aricia agestis (brown argus), 1547 nucleotides long. RefSeq names its product protein PBDC1. The record is from RefSeq and is a predicted model, not a curated record. Gene Ontology annotation, cellular component: cytoplasm. NCBI's taxonomy places the organism in Eukaryota, Metazoa, Arthropoda, Insecta, Lepidoptera, Lycaenidae. Bases 85 to 573 code for a protein of 162 amino acids. The transcript has 3 exons.
UUCUGAUUUCUUCCUUUAAACUUCUUUUAGCGUGCUGCACGUUUAGUGAGUAAAGCAAUCUUUGGAGCGUACACAAAUCGAGCCAUGGAUGUUUUGACGAGGCCGGCUGAAGAAUUCGGCAACGAUGAGACUCUGGAACAUUUGUGGGCGGCUAGGGCCAUGGAACAUAGCGACAUUUACUUUAACGUACUAUGCUCUGUAGACACAAGAUGGCUCCGACUGACUCCUCACGAUGAUCUAAUCUACACACACUUUAAACAAGAUUUCCCUGAUCUUAAUGUUUCCCUAAUCAAGGAAAAUGAAAUCAAGAACAGUGUCAAUAAAGUGAAAUGGCGUAUGUACUGUGAGAAGUUCAAAAACAUUGUCGAGGACUACAGCUUCGGAACUUUGCUAAGAGCAGACACCACGGGAGAUUACUCAGAACAGAACACAAUAUUAGUGCCCAGAGUACAGUUCUAUGCGAUAGAAAUAGCAAGGAAUCGGGAAGGACUAAACAACGAGGUGAAGAAGAAAUACAAAUGUGCAUCUAAAGCCAAUAUGGAAGCCCAGCGUCAGAGUGAAAUUGCAGCUUAAACUUAUGUAGGAGGUUACCUGCAAAACUCACGUCAGAUAUUAAUACAAUAAUAAUAAAAAAUAGCAUAUAAGACUUAACAAACAGCUCUGAAGUUAACAAUAUUAUCAAUAUCUAUGUUGGUGUGAAUCAUUCGUAAAAAUAUAAUGACUUCUCGCUGCUUAAUACAAAAAGGUCUUGCAAUAAAUAAAUAAACAAAUAAUUUCCGCUAAAGCAAAACAUAUGAUUAGGUUAUUUAUACAUUUUAUUUUGGGUGUCGUUAUAGAAGCAGCUACCAUUGAAAUUAAUCCUUCGAUUGUGGAUUCUUGGAAAUCUAUUGGAAUCUUGGAAUAAUGCCUGAGCUGUUCUUAAAAAAGUCCAUUUAAAGUAAUUAAUUAUUGCAUAUUUUGUUUUUAUUAUCAAGUAGACUUUUAUGUAUCAGAUAUUGCUAGAGGGAAAUAAAAUUCAUUAAUGUCCAGUAGUAAUGUACUUAUAGUCAGAUAAGCCAGCUAAGCUAAGCUUAAUAAAAUUAUUUGUAUAAUCUGCCAUUAUUCUAAUGAAACAUAGAAUUUUACUUUUUUUUCAUAAGGUAUUAAGAAUAUAAAAGUUGAAUAACUGUAACUCCCUUCAGGCAGAUUUUCCUGUCACGCUGACCGUCGGCGCCGAUACCGAAAUGUAUGAAAUAUAAGCGCAGACCGCUACGCGUUAUUAAAAAACGCUUUCUACAAUUUCAUUCAUCUCGGGCCAUCAGCGCCGACGGUGCGCGCGCAGUCAGCGUGACAGGAAAAUCAACCAUAUAGAUUAAGUUCUGUAGAAUAUGCCAUACUCAAACCAUAUAUUAAAUUACUAUGUUAAAAAUAGUAAGUCACACACUCUCAUGUUUCACAAGCCAAUGUCCCUUUACUGUAAAAUAGCUUUAGUAGUUUUAUAUUACUUGAGCAGGAGGGAAUAAGGUGCUCAAUUUAUUAUGUUUUGAUAAUAAAUGUUGAAAAUUUUA